Molecule: messenger RNA, 2377 nt
Organism: Mercenaria mercenaria
Lineage: Eukaryota; Metazoa; Mollusca; Bivalvia; Venerida; Veneridae
Exons: 7
Coding region: 120-2006 (628 amino acids)
Cellular component (GO): cytoplasm
Molecular function (GO): acid-amino acid ligase activity
Source: RefSeq, a predicted model, not a curated record
UAAACUCUCUCGGUGCUGGAUAAUUAUGUAUAUUUGAUUAAGUUAAUAUGUUCUAACUUUAGUUAAAUAUGUCAACAAUACCUUAAUGGUUAAGGAUUAAGAAAAAGUAAGCUGUCAUCAUGUUCUAUUCUAUGAGAAAUAAAGUUUUGUACAUAGCUCUUUUCUUCUUAGUUAUUAGUGGCGGAAGAUUUAUUUAUUGCUGGAAACAGGAAGGGUCGAGAUUACUGCCUGACAUGGUCGUUGCCAGCAGUAUUGUGGUCGCUAUUAUUCUGAUAGACAUUUAUAGACUGAAACCAGCACCAUCUCACACAUUUAAAAGUUUAAUAUUGCAGUACAUUUACUUAAGAGCCACAAUGGUGUGUGGGUAUAUACUGAAAACACGUUUUGAUAAGGUGUGUAAGAAGUGUGAAGAGCAACAGGAAAACAUUCUUAAAGAAAUCUUAGCACAAAAUAAGGAUACACUUUUUGCGAGGGAUCACGGUCUAGAAAAUGUUAACUCUGUCAAAACAUUUAGAGAAACCAUGCCACUUACAUCAUACGGUAAUUACCGGAAGUAUGCUGAAAUGGUAAAAGAGGAAGGAACAGAAAAUAUACUGUUUCCCGGAAAAGCUUACUAUCUGGCCCUUACUUCCGGUACAACUUCCGGUAAAAGCAAGGUAUUUCCAAAAAACCCUAAAAAGCGGAAUAAGGCAAUGACAUGGCUGAUAACAUUACAAUACAUUCUGACGUAUGCUACAGAAAAUAACUUUUUAACAAAAUGGUUGUAUGUAAAACUUUUACCAACAUUAAUUGCCACCAAAUCCGGGAUAGAAUCUGGACCUGUGUCAGCUGUUACAAACAAAAUCAACGUUCCAUUUUUUGCUGUCCCAAAUCUAUCCAUACACACGGAAUACGAGGCCCUUUACAUUCAUUUAGCAUUUAGUCUUGCAGAAGAUGAUGUGUCCUGUUUUUCAACCAUGGUUUCAACAACAGCAUUAUCUUUACUCACAAUACUGGAGAAGGACUGGAGUUUGCUUUGCAAUGACAUUGAAAAUGGAAGACUCUCAGAAAGUUUGGACAUUCCUGCUGUUGAAAGAAAUCGAUUAAAUAAUCUGAUGAAAGCUGAUCCAAGACGCGGAGCAUUUUUAAGGAAAGAAUUUGCUAAGGGAUUUAAGAGUGUUGUAUCUAGAAUAUGGCCGCAAUGUCCGUGUCUUCUGGCAAUUAAGACAGGAGUGUUUGAAACACCGGCAAAUAUAGUAAGGGAGAAAUACUUGGGCGAUCUACCCAUUGUCACUUUACUUCAUGUUGGAACUGAAACCAUGUAUGGUAUGAACAUUGAUCCUAUGGCACAACCAGAUGUCAACUACGUGGCCUUACUACCAAUAAACUUCUUUGAGUUUCUUCCAGUUGAAGAAUUUGAAGAAAAAUCACCAUCCACAUUACUCGCGCAUCAGGUGGAAGUCGGACAAAUGUACGAGAUGGUGAUUACGACAUUUGAUGGGUUGUAUCGGUAUAGAACGGAAGAUGUCGUCAAGAUAACCGGUUUCUGUGGUACAACACCAGUAUACCAAUUCAUGUACAGAGCUGGCGAUAUUUUAACAGCAAACAUGGAAAAAGUACCUGAAUUUCUCCUUCACGAUGCAGUUUAUGCCGCCGCUGCUACAUGGAAGGAGAGCAUUGAAGAUUUUACCAGCUGUGAAAGCGUGCAUGUGCAUCUAGCUGGAGCGCCCGAUACCAGUUCAAGAUAUGUUGUGUUCAUUGAAUUGAGAGAUGCAAAGACAUUAGAUGAACACGAGGUAAAUAUGGUUGAUAAGGAACUGUGUGAAAGACAUACUGUAUACGCGGCAAUGCGCAAAAACAACAAACUUCAACCAGUUCAAAUGAUUCAGAUGAAAACGGGCGCAUUCGACAAAAUAAAGGAAAUGAUGUUAGCAUCAAACCCAGACGCAUUUUGCAUGCAGUACAAAUUACCAAGAAUCAUGAGAAGGAAAGACAUUUUGAAAGCUAUGUUAGAUAUGAAAAUAUAAAGGAUGAUAUGAUAAAUUGAACUGUUACAAAAGACAGGUUCAAUUUUUGUUGUGUUAAAAUUGACCUCAAUGUGUAUUAACGUAGUGGAUCCGUAAUGGCAAUUGGAAAUUUCCGUGCAAUUUCGUAUUCUUGCUUGGCGCAUCGGCAUUCUUCGGAAUACCUGGCUUUCUAUUCAUACCGAAGGAUGCCGAAUUCGCAUCUACAUAGAAUACCUAACCGAACGGAAGUUUCCGAUUAUCGUUACGUAUACACCACCUUAAAUUUGGAUGUAUAUGGAAGGAUGAUAUAUAACUAGGUGCUUCUGUUCUUGUUUUGCCAAGUAAAUGAACAAACUAUUAUUAGCGUUAUUAGAUUAAAUAGUUAAAUUGUA